This is a messenger RNA of Cryptomeria japonica (Japanese cedar), 636 nucleotides long. Its product is annotated as RING-H2 finger protein ATL13. The record is from RefSeq and is a predicted model, not a curated record. The transcript has a single exon. Lineage: Eukaryota; Viridiplantae; Streptophyta; Pinopsida; Cupressales; Cupressaceae. The coding region runs from base 1 to 636 and encodes 211 amino acids.
AUGGUUGGAUCAGAGCUGAUGAAUGGUAGAAGAAGAGCGAGUUAUGUGAUGGCACAGCCUUCGAUUCUAGUUGGAAAGGCGCCUUGGAAUUCACUGAAGCAUUUUGGAUUCUCUCUGCGCAGAGCAGUGGUUCAACUCCAAAAGUUCAAGACGGCUGUUACUCUAAUUCUAAUUUUAUACGCCUUUUGCGUUGGUGUGGGAUAUAUUAUUUGCAUGUUGCUUCUUUUUGUAGACGUGGUUGCAGGGAAUCGUUAUCUCUACAGUGUAGUAGAGUUUACAGGGGAAGCACACGAAUUUGUGCUUUCCUCCUUACAAUUUAUUAACGGAGCUCUGGGAAUGUUUGUAGGAUUCUCAAUAUUAACCCACAGCUCGCCUCGGGACUUUUUUCUUCGCAUUAAGGGAAAUUGUUUGUGCAGGUGGAGGAUUCGAGGGUUGCCCAAAGUAAAGUAUGGGUGUUUAGUGGAAGAAGAGAAUAGGGAAAAGUGUUGUGUUUGUCUGGAAGAAAUUGGUGGGGAAGAGAGUGUUCGCAUUCUUCCCAAAUGUAAACAUUAUUUGCAUGGGCGUUGCAUCGAUCAAUGGCUUCUCUGCCAAAGCAAUUGCCCCAUCUGUAGAGCUCCUGUUUGCCAGGAGUCUUGA